Molecule: messenger RNA, 2160 nt
Organism: Malania oleifera
Lineage: Eukaryota; Viridiplantae; Streptophyta; Magnoliopsida; Santalales; Ximeniaceae
Product: probable nucleolar protein 5-2
Exons: 9
Coding region: 179-1876 (565 amino acids)
Cellular component (GO): box C/D methylation guide snoRNP complex; small-subunit processome
Molecular function (GO): snoRNA binding
Source: RefSeq, a predicted model, not a curated record
UUCAGUAGUGGUGUUCUUUAUGUCUUCAUUCGCUUUCGAACAUCUAAUUUCGGUUCGGGGACCUUGAAUCUAUCUUUUGAACCAGCUGUCGGCAUCUGUUUUUCUGUGUGUAUUCUUUGCGAUUUUCUCUUUGAGUGUUUGUUCAACUAGCUUGAUUCUCUGUGCUUGAGGCUUGAAAAUGCUUGUGUUAUUUGAAACUCCGGCCGGCUUUGCGCUCUUUAAAUUGUUGGAUGAAGGGAAGUUAUCUAAAGUUGAGGACUUAUGGAAAGAGUUUAAUACAGCAGACUCAGCUAGACAGGUAGUGAAGCUGAAAGCUUUUUCUAAAUUUGAGAACACCUCAGAAGCUUUAUCUGCUGCAACCUUGCUGAUUGAUAGUAAACCUAGCAAAGGCCUGCGCAAAUUUUUGCGUGCUCAUUGUGAUGGUGAAAUGCUAGCGGUGGCUGAUUCUAAACUUGGAAAUGCAAUUAAAGAGAAACUGCAAAUUGAAUGUGUUCACAACAAUGCUGUCAUGGAGCUUAUGAGGGGGGUGAGAACUCAGUUAACUGAACUCAUUUCUGGUCUGGCUGUUCAAGAUUUGGCUCCAAUGAGCUUGGGCUUAUCCCACAGCCUGUCCAGAUACAAGUUAAAAUUUAGUCCUGAUAAGGUGGAUACAAUGAUCAUUCAGGCCAUUGGUUUGUUAGAUGAUCUUGAUAAAGAGCUGAACACUUAUGCAAUGAGGGUACGAGAAUGGUAUGGUUGGCAUUUUCCAGAACUCACAAAGAUUAUACAAGACAACAUCCUGUAUGCAAAGGCAGUGAAACUGAUGGGUGACAGAGUAAAUGCAGCAAAUCUUGAUUUCUCAGAGAUAUUGCCAGAAGAGGUUGAGACGGAAUUGAAAGAUGCAGCUGUGAUAUCCAUGGGAACUGAAAUCAGUGAGCUAGAUUUGAUGAAUAUUAAAGACCUUUGUAACCAAGUUUUGUCUCUUUCAGAGUACAGAGCCCAACUGUAUGAUUACUUGAAAAGCAGAAUGAACACAAUUGCCCCGAAUCUAACUGCUCUUGUUGGAGAGCUUGUGGGUGCUCGCCUUAUUGCCCAUGGGGGCAGUUUGUUAAAUCUUUCUAAGCAGCCUGGGAGCACAGUUCAGAUUCUUGGUGCUGAAAAGGCACUUUUCAGAGCUCUGAAGACAAAGCAUGCAACACCCAAAUAUGGGCUUAUCUACCAUGCAUCCUUAAUUGGUCAGGCUGCCCCGAAAUUCAAGGGAAAAAUUUCGCGUUCUCUUGCUGCUAAAGCUGCAUUGGCAAUUCGGUAUGAUGCUCUUGGGGAAAGUGUGGAUAACUCUAUGGGGUUGGAGAAUCGAGCCAAGCUGGAAGCACGGUUAAGGAAUCUUGAAGGCAGAGAAUUGGGUCGUUUUGCUGGUUCAGCUAAAGGCAAACCCAAGAUUGAAGUCUAUGACAAGGACCGAAAGAAGGGGCCAGGGGCAAUGAUAACUCCAGCCAAGACAUACAAUCCUGCAGCAGAUGCAGUUCUUAUGCAAUCUGCUGGAACUGCUACUGAGAAAGAGGAAGAAAUGGUCGUGGUACAGAUGCAGGAUGAAGCCCAGCCUUCUCAGGCUGACAGACUAGAAAAGAAGAGAGACAAGAAAAAGAAGAAGAAAUCUGAUGUCCAAGAGACAGAUUUGCCAAACAGUGCAGAACCUGAAGUUGAAGAGGUGGUGAAAAAGGAAAAAAAGAAAAAGAAGAAACAUUCGACUGAGAAUGCCGAUCUACAGGAAGAUGGUGAGAAUGCUGAAGUUGGGGAGAAGAAGAAAAAGAAAAGAAAGCAUGCUGAGCCAGACGAAGCAGAAACUGAAACGCCGAAGAAGAAAGAGAAGAAGAAGAAGAGAAAGAGUGAAGAUUGAGAAGUUGGAGUUAAACUGUCAAAUUCAACAAUUUUGGAUUAUCUCAGGCACUGGCUGAACACUUAUUACCUGUAAAAUUUUACCCCGGAUGACAGUUUAAAAUUUGCCAGUGAGAUAUGAAGUUGUUUCUAGUGUAUUAUCUGAUCUCUUGCUGAGGACGGUUGCAAGAAGCUUGUUUGGAAGAGGUUACUCAUUAACGGAGUUAGGUUUUUUCUUUUUAAUGUUUUGGGGUUGAUCAAUUGGAUUUAUGUUUUUAAUUUAUUUUUUAAUCUUCAUUCCUGGCA